Hyaena hyaena (striped hyena) is the source of this 1136-nucleotide messenger RNA. It is a transcript of the gene POU2AF1, whose product is annotated as POU class 2 homeobox associating factor 1. Gene Ontology annotation, molecular function: transcription coactivator activity; POU domain binding; DNA binding. Gene Ontology annotation, cellular component: RNA polymerase II transcription regulator complex. Gene Ontology annotation, biological process: positive regulation of transcription by RNA polymerase II. Bases 182 to 952 code for a protein of 256 amino acids. The record is from RefSeq and is a predicted model, not a curated record. Lineage: Eukaryota; Metazoa; Chordata; Mammalia; Carnivora; Hyaenidae. The transcript has 5 exons.
UGAGGUGGGAGGAUGUGAUGACGCUGUGCUCCCGCGCAGCGGGGACUCGGGCCUUUAAAAAGCUGAGGAAACAGCCUGUGAGCAGGCGGUGGCUACACUGGAGGAGAGCACACCCAGGUCUCGCAGUAAAGCAGCCAAACUGUCUGCUUCAAAGAGAAAAGGCAACAUCCUGUCACAGGCCAUGCUCUGGCAGAAACCCUCGGCGCCAGAACAAGCCCCGGCCCCACCCCGGCCGUACCAGGGCGUCCGUGUGAAGGAGCCAGUGAAGGAACUGCUCCGGAGGAAACGUGGCCAUGCCAGCAGCGGGGCGGCUGUCACACCAACGGCGGUGGUGCUGCCCCAUCAGCCGCUGGCUACCUACACCACAGUGGGUCCUUCCUGCCUGGACAUGGAGGUCUCCGCCUCCACAGUGACAGAGGAGGGCGCCCUGUGUGCCGGCUGGCUCUCCCAGCCGGCCCCGGCCACCCUCCAACCCCUGGCCCCGUGGACGCCCUACACGGAGUACGUGCCCCACGAAGCUGUCAGCUGCCCCUACUCGGCUGACAUGUACGUGCAGCCCAUGUGCCCGAGCUACACGGUCGUGGGGCCUUCCUCCGUGCUGACCUACGCCUCCCAGCCACUCAUCACUAACGUCACGACGAGAGGCGCGGCUGCACCCACCGUGGGGCCCCAGCUGGAGGGCCCGGAGCACCAGGCGCCCCUCACCUAUUUCCCAUGGCCGCAGCCCCUGUCCACACUGCCCACCUCCACCCUGCAGUACCAGCCCCCGGCCCCAGCCCUGCCCGGGCCCCAGUUCGUCCAGCUUCCCAUCUCUAUCCCCGAGCCGGUGCUUCAGGACAUGGAAGACCCCAGGAGAGCCAUCAACUCCCUGACCAUCGACAAGCUGCUUUUGGAGGAAGAGGAGGGCGAUGCCUACGCACUCAACCACACGCUCUCCGUGGAAGGCUUUUAGGGCGUGCGCCCACCUGGGAAUCCUGUCCCUGGGCCGGGGAUUUCAAAUUGAGCCUGGGAUUGAGCCUCAGAGUCACACCUGUUUGGAGUAGUUAUUUCACAACUACACUUUCCACCCUAAACCAGAAUUGUUGGCUUCCCUUCCCCCCUCCCCCCUUCCUUCCUCCUUCCCUUCCUGCCUCCCU